Messenger RNA from Menidia menidia (Atlantic silverside), 579 nucleotides. NCBI's taxonomy places the organism in Eukaryota, Metazoa, Chordata, Actinopteri, Atheriniformes, Atherinopsidae. The record is from the annotation of a GenBank genome assembly.
AUGCAGGCCAUAAAGUGUGUCGUUGUCGGAGACGGUGCUGUGGGUAAGACAUGUCUGCUCAUCAGCUACACCACCAACGCCUUUCCUGGAGAGUACAUUCCCACAGUGUUCGACAACUACUCUGCAAAUGUUAUGGUGGAUGGGAAACCGGUGAACCUGGGUCUGUGGGAUACAGCAGGACAAGAAGAUUAUGACAGACUCCGCCCACUUUCCUACCCGCAGACGGAUGUGUUCCUCAUCUGCUUUUCGCUUGUGAGUCCUGCCUCCUUUGAAAACGUCCGUGCCAAGUGGUACCCAGAGGUGAGACACCACUGUCCCAACACUCCCAUUAUCCUGGUGGGCACAAAGCUGGAUCUGAGAGAUGACAAGGACACAAUGGAAAAGCUGAAGGAGAAGAAGCUUUCUCCCAUAACAUAUCCCCAAGGCCUGGCCAUGGCCAAAGAGAUAGGUUCUGUCAAGUAUCUGGAGUGCUCUGCCCUGACUCAGCGUGGCCUUAAAACGGUGUUCGACGAGGCCAUCCGGGCCGUCCUGUGCCCACCACCCGUCAAGAAGAAGGGCAAGAAGUGCAGUCUGCUCUAA